Messenger RNA from Thelazia callipaeda (thelaziosis nematode), 2319 nucleotides. NCBI's taxonomy places the organism in Eukaryota, Metazoa, Nematoda, Chromadorea, Rhabditida, Thelaziidae. The record is from the annotation of a GenBank genome assembly.
AUGGAUUUUCAAGCAAUCGAUAAGGCAAUGUAUGGAGAUGUAGAAAAUGAUGAUGAGUUGAUGGCAGAAUUGCUAGCUUUGGAAGCAGAGGAACGAGCUGCUGGACGUAUGCCUAAUAUCUCAACAGUGAUGAAAACGAUUCUAGAUAAGCAAGAACCUGGUUCACAAGAUUCUCGACAAUUAAAUGGGGUAUAUGGUAUUUCAAGUUUAUCAGAUGAAGAUUCUGGUGAUGAAAAGGCAGUAUUAGAAGAUGAUCCCGAAUUAUUGGCAGAACUAAAUGAUUUGGUGAGAGAAGAAAAUUUGACUUCUACAGCUGGUUCUGCUCAAGAACCUAUAGCUGCUGAACUACCCAUUCCUUCAAAAUCUUCACAUACUAGUGUUGUUGAAACAGCAAUGUUGUCUACACUACAAGAAAGAAAACAAGAGUAUAGUGAGGCGCUUAAAACUGCUCAACAGAAGAAUUAUUCAUUACGUGUCAGAAGGUAUCAGAGAGGACUGGAUAAAAUUGAUGAAUUGAUACGAAAAGUGCAAGAAGGUAAGGCAGUAGAUGAAAAUGACUUUCCAGUAGCACUGAAACCGGCUUCCUGUGUUGAAACUCCUAUAAAAUCCGAAGCAUCUCAAGUAAUUCCCAAUCGGGAAGUAAUACCAUCAGAUUCUGUUGCACCAAAGCAGAUUGCUUCUGAAAAAACCAUUAAACCAGAAAACAGUUCAGCCAUUGAAAAAACUGUCAAGGGUUUAUUGAAAGGAGAGCUGUUAAAAACAGAGUUAAGAAUUCGGCGGGAAUCAUACAUCAAAAACGCCAAGGAAGCCAGUGCUUUGGGUGACAAAAAAACAGCCUUUGAAUAUUACACAGUAGCAAAGCAGUUUGACGAAGCAAUAAAAGCAGUAAAUGAUGGGCAGGUUACGGAAUGUCAAGAAAGUGAACUUCCGCCUCUAGCUCUUCCUUACGAGCCAGUCAAGUGUGAACUAAUACCUCCACCUCCAAAAACUUUAUUGGAAGGGUUGGAGCAACGUAUGCGAAAAUACAAAACUUUAUGUGAUGAAAAUCUAGCUCAGAAUAAUGAACGAAAAUACAGAAUGAAUGCACGUAUUUUAAAACAAUAUGAAGAAGCAGUCAAGGCAUGUCGACUAAAUAAACCGAUUGAUGUAAGUGAGCUGCCAUGUCCUCCUGGAUAUCCACCUCUUCCUUCAUCACGAAACGCUAUGUCAACUGCCACGAGUAAUUUUAUUUAUUUUUUGAACGAAUUAGAAAAAGUGUCAUCACGAAAACCACUUCCUUCAGUAGGCCCAUUAGCCGCAUCCGAACCAUCUGUAUCUGGAAAGCAGUGGCGUCAAAAACAGCAACUUGAAUUUUUGCUAAAGCGUCAACUGCAGUUCAAGCAGGCUGCUAUUGUCGCUAAGAAAAAAGGUGAUGUCAUCUCUGCCAAAAAAUUCUUGCUCGCAGCAAAGGGAUUCGAUAAAAUGAUUAUUGCUUCAAAGAAUGGGCUACCAGUCAAUAUCGAAAAAACGCCUGUUCCACCGCAAGCACAAGCAUCUGCUAAGAUGCUAAAGCCUUCAUUGAAUCAUGGUACAAGUUUUGAUGCUGCUAUCAAAGGUACACCUUCCGAAGUAUUUGCCAUUAUGGAAAAGGAUCUUAUUGGUCAAGUGAAAUUUUGUGAAGAAAACAGGCUCAUUUUUACACGGUUGGGUGAUGUUACCCGUGUAAAAAUGUUCGAAGCCUGGUCUACUGUGUCAAAAAGAGAUUUAAUACUUUUGCGUGAACUUGCGAACAGAGGUGCAGUUAUUCCAAAGUUUCGCUACGAGACACGAGACAUACCUUCAGUUGAAGUACACAUGGAAAUAGAUGAAAAUAUUAUGGAAUUGACUAUAAUGAGAGUAACAGAUGCACGACUACCGGCAGGAUGGAAACCUUCUGAUGGUUAUUUAUUUGUGAAGUACAAUUUUUCGUUUCCUCAUGAUGCUCAUCAAAUUGGAAAAACAAAAGUUGUGGCUGCUACUAAUUCACCAGAAUAUAACCAACAAUUUUUGCUCACAAUCAAUCGAAAAAUGAAGCAACUGCAAAGAGUAGUCAGAAGAAAUUGUUUAAAGUUUGAGAUCUAUCAUAAAGGUGGAUUUCUACGGAGUGAUAAAUUAAUCGCUACUGCCGAUUGUAAGUUAAAUGCUUUAGAAGAAAAGGCGUGUAUUCAGAAAAGCAUUGAUUUAAUGGAAGGCCGAAAGCAAACGGGAGGAAAACUUUUGUACAUGAUACGUAUUCGAGAACCAUUGGGUGACAAGAAACUUACCUUAGAGCAAAAAAAGUGGUUAAUAUUAGAAUCAUAA